UUCUCGUCGGUGGACGUGUGUGCUGCGCGUUUCCGCGAUUGAAAAAUAUUCAAAUUUUAAUCCUGUAAUAAUUGUAAUUAUACCUUGUGCCCUGCGCUAGUUGUUGUGUCGUUUGAUUUAUUAGUGCACCAUGGUUGUGGUUCUGAGUUGGAAUAAUCCUGUUUCUUAGCUGAGCUGAUUGUGAAGCAAUUCUUAUUUACACCCUUGUUAGUUUCGCGUCAUCGUCUUCGUGACUAAUAGGGUGUAAGUGGGUGAAAGUGAGUCCUUUGUGUGCAACAGUCGAAGUGUGUUUUUGGUGUUAUCAGUGAGAGAAGCAGCCCCGUUUUCAUGACCCUGGAGGAAUAAUGGUGUCUAUUAUUAAAAAUCAAUUGCUGAAGCAUCUUCAACGGUAUACCAAAAAUUUAUCACCCGACAAGGUGAACCUGAGUGCAUUCCGGGGCGAAGGAGAACUCUCGAACCUGCAGCUGGACGAGAAUGUACUCACCGAUCUACUGGAACUGCCGUCAUGGUUGCGACUCACGUCUGCCUGGUGCAAUCACGUGUCGUUUCGAAUAUCCUGGACCAAGCUGAAAAGCACCCCCAUAACGCUGACGCUAGACGAAGUCAACAUAACGGUGGAAACAUGCGAGAUUGCACGCAGUGGGACGCCGACUGCGGGGAUCUCUUCCCUCUCGGCACCUCAAGGGAAGUACAGUUUCAUCCACAAAGUCAUCGAUGGCAUAACGAUCGUCGUAAACACGGUGAAUGUGAAUCUGAAAAGUCCCGCCUUUACGGCAUCGGUUCAGAUGUCCCGGAUACGAGUGGAAUCACGCACACCCAAGUGGCUGCUCGGUGAUCUGCGGGCCACUAGGCUUAAGGACCCAAACCGGGGACUCAUACUAAUAUUUAAGGAGCUGUCCUGGCAAACGGUCCGCAUCGAGGCCAGUUCUACGCAAGAUCAAAGUCUGACGCCGUUGCGGUUGCUCACAAACCAAGCCCGAUGUAGGAUAUCUAUUAAGAAAAAACUGUCCGACUGUAGUAUAGUAGCUAGUAGACUGGUUCUAAUUCUCGAUGACCUGCUGUGGGUAUUGACUGACUCACAGUUAAAGGCAGCUCUUCACUUUGUCGAUUCGCUAUCGGGAUUGAUCAAAGCAUCCACCAAUGUGGUUCAAAGGGCCAAGGCCCAGAGGAAGCUGGAAACGCUCCCCGAAUAUCAAGCGCAGCUGGCACAGUCUACGCGAGUGCAGGACGUGCAGCAGUUAACGGCAGCACAGAGGUACUUCAACAUCUACGAUGUGCGGGAAACUUCGUAUCACUUCUUCAGUCAACGAAUCGAUCUGCAUCUUUGCGACGAUGCCGGUAUCGGCCGAUCCAGCCAUCCUAAUUUGAAAGAUGGAGGGGCUUUGCAGAUUUCCGUGCAAGGUUUUCAGAUCGAUUACUAUCCAUAUCAUUUGGCGAAAGCGGAUCGUGCUCAUUGGCCAAAAUAUAAAGAAGCAAGUGUUCCACCGGCCUUAUGGCUCGAACAAUCUCUAAAUGCCUUCCGUGAAGCGAUACUUAACCUUAGUCAACCCAAUAGACCACCGACGCACCCCAGCUUAGAGAGAACCACCAAUCUCGGUCAACAUCCACCACCGUCACAGAGCAAUCACCCUCCGGCGCAACGGAAUCCACCGGCGGCGAGUGGCACGCAAACUGGAACCAACACCGGAGUUAACACUCCCAAUACGCCUGGAUCGCAGUCGGCUUCGGCUUCGCCCAUGAAGAAACACGUUCUGGAUAACCUCGCCAAACUGAUGUGCGUAUGUGUGAUUAUGAAAGUGGAAGAAUUUUCGCUGUACCGGGUGACCACCUCCGGGAACAAACAGAUGCCAAAGGAGUUCAUCACGGCACUAAGCAAAAGGAGAAAAGGUGACAGAGAUCGUUACUCCCUACCACCGGAAAUGCCAACACUGCACGCGGAGUUCACCUAUUUUUACUAUCCGGGAGAUUUUGUUUUUCCAUUGCCUCCAUCCAAAGCAUUCGUACAUAUCAACCCGGUCCAGAUCAACUUCGAUCUGGAUAGCUGUCUGUGGUUUAGUUCGUUUGUGCUUAAUCUUCACGAAAGUUUACUUCGAACGAACAAUGUUACGAGUAGCCUGAGCUCCCCUUCCACUCCGUCCUCGGGAGGCCGUUCCGAGCCUCAGCCAACUUUAAUGUACAUGGACGUCAAGGUAGAAGUAAUUAUGCCUCGGAUUGUGUUUGAAGCUUCACCGGGGGCUCCUCAGCAGCGAGAUCGCCCGAAAGCGAUGCAUGUACAGGUGGCGCGUUUUGCAUUGACAAAUAUCCGGGAGAUGGGUGCUUCGCGGGCUGAUUUAGCGCAGGCCAUAUCCUCACUACAGGAAGGAAGUUUGGUUUUUGGUUCGGGCUUUCCGUCGAAACCGGGCGAUAUGUGUAUCGUUACGGAUAGGAUACUGUCGCACAUUGCGGCAACUGAUGUCACCUCUGGACAACCUAUGUCUCCGCAGAUGCAAUCAGCGUUCAGCAAUCUUACACGGUAUGCCAUGUGGAGUGAACCCCGGGAUGUUUGGUGCAUGAAAUUGGAUCCGGUUUGGGUAGAUUUCUAUGGAGCGCGAUCGGUUGGUGCUAAUCGAGCCAUUCCUUUUGUCGACGCAGUUCCCAUCACCAUAUGGUUGCACGGCCGAUCGGAUGUUGACAUGUUUCCGAAUGAUUCAGUUGAUGAGCAGAUCGAACAUCAAAGCAAUAAUUCAGAAUUCAUUAAAUCAAACGAAAGUAUCAACUUGUCCAUCAAACAGUUGCUAGAGUUAUACCCAUUGAAUAGCAAUCAUCAUCAUCAGCAGCAGCAACAGCAACAGCCGCCUCGCCAGGAGAGCACCGAUACAAGCUCGUCCAAUCGUAGUUCCAUGUGUCAUCCACCAUUGAUUGGUGAUAAUGUUAAGAAGAAAGCGGAAAACGCAAGCUCAUCUAGUGUACCCCAAAAUCCCGUAGAUAGUAGUACAGAUGCGGCGAAGACGGCCGAUCUGCACGUGAUAGCGCAUGUUUCCAAUUUAGUUAGUGUUCAAAUUGAUCAUUACCAGUAUCUGUUCGUGCUACGUCUGGCCGAGGAUCUGACUGAACUGGCAACGUUCCUGUCGCUGGAUUCUAAGCGGAUUCUGCAGGCGGCAAACGUGGAAAGUUCGAUAAUUGUUGGCUGUGUAAUACCACAGGUGGAAGUUUCGCUUGUGAUGCCUUCGCAAACCCCGGGUAAAGAGUCGAGCGGUGGUGACGGGGAAAGCGUUCUACCCGAUUCCGCUAGUUUAGGUGACGAUCUACUUACUAAUGGUUCUGGAUGGCCUAAUUCUAUGGACCAAACGAGAAAUUCCAAUAUCUUUAGUAGCACUGAGUGUCCUUCGCCCAUAGCCACAGAAGCACCGGUAGAAGUUCAGUAUACUCCUGUUCCAAACACCCAUGGGCACAAUGUUCAAAUUCAAAGCGUUCCCACAACGUCCUCGACGUCUGGUGUUGCAUCCGUCGAAACACCGUCAUCCUCUUCGGUUGCUGCACCGAAAUCCCAACCGCAGCAACAAACGCCAUCACAAUCCAAGAGUCGUAGUUCGGAGGCGGACUCCAAAUCGUUUUCCAAGGACAUCAACUCCGGGUUGAAUUCGGUGAAGAAAGGUUUUUCGCACUUUAUGACCUCGAUAGACUCGGCACUGAAAACCAACAUGUCCGACGAUAUGAGUGACACCCUGUCGGUUCAAUCGGACCUCAGCUCGGAUUCGGAAAACUACAUCCUACUGUUGGGAGAGUCGGAGAGAACGGCCGACUGCAUGGAUGUGAUGUUCAAGCUCAACCCAUUCAACAACGAUAGCAAUAUAAAGGUGGCACCGAUCGAGGUGGCCAGUGAGGUUUGCGAGGAUCCGUAUCUGACGAACAUGUCGUCGCCGUCCGAACCGUCCGAAGCCAGCAGCUUGCGCAGGAGAGAUCUGGUUUCGAUGGUUACUUUUAGAUUAACUACCGUAGAGGUUAUACGCCAGAACGUCGGGAAUGCUUCCUCUAUAAGACUACAGGUAUCAGCUGUAAGCUGUGACGAGUGCGGAUCGAUUCCGUGGGAUGAAUUUCAGAACGGCCAGCAUAAGUCGAAGACCAAGUUUGGAGCUAGAUGUAGAGCAUGGAACGUUGCACCGCAUAAUCCGGAAGCACCGCCUUGUGUUGCAAUUAGAUUAGAGGAAGUACUCACGCUACCGGCUGAUUCGCUCAACAUAACAGACAAAAAGUCUAUCCAAAGCUGGUUCAAGCGGAAGCUCAACGUGGAGGUGAAGAAGAUCAACCUGCAGCUCUCGAUGAGCACCGUCGUAGGUCUUGCCGACCUUGCCGAGGAUGAGGUCAUCCCCAUGCCCAUUCCCAUGGAGGUAAUGGUGGAAAACGUGAGAAUCAACCUGAUCGAAGAUCGUCCACCGGUGAAUAUCACAUCACCCGGGACGCUUCCGGUAAACCUGGCCAUCGGCCGCAUGUUCAUCACCCGGGACGAAGCCGGAGUGUUCUACCUGCAACCGCAGGAUAAGAGUGAAGCUUCGCAUCCGGUAGUGGUACGAAGGUCCGACCAUGAAUCCCGAAAAGAACGCGAUCGGGAAGUGCUAUCGCUGCAGCUGGUAAUGCAGCAGCUCAAGCUGGACAACGAGAACCUGCGGAAACAGUUGAGUAGCAACGAGAAGGCAUCGGAAACGAAUAAAGUGAAAACCCGCCAGGAGAAUGAGGUGCUUCGGACGUACCUGAAGGCGGCCCAGGAUGACGUUAGCACCCUGCUGGAAGAGAAACGCACCCUCAUGGAUACGAUCCGUUCGUUGCAGAACCAGCUAACGGCCCUGAGCGACGCGCAGAUGAAUGCAACCGAUGGUAAAAGAUAGCAUAAUUGCAUGGACUGCAUACAGUGCUGUGGUGAGAAUCCAUUCUAGUGGCGGUGGCAACAAGAGCUUGCGUGUGGAUUUGAUUUAUUUCGCAUCCCGCGAUCCAGUUGUUUCUUAUACGCUUUUCGCAGAAGCUUUUCUUCCUUUCGGUUAUGGUUUUUGGGAAGCAUUUAAAACAUGAUCGUUUUACUUUUAAUUGGCUUACUGAAAUUAUCGUUGACAUCAUAAACAAGUGAAAGGUGUGCAAUUGGAUGCAAUGAUGUAACGAAUUCAGCAUUUAAAAAAAAGAUAUAUACAACAGUCAGGAAGUAAAGCGAAACAAAAGCACCGACAAACAUAUAGAAAAGAAACAACCACCCACCGUUAAGCCUGUAUGAGUAAGCAGUCGAUAAACAAAACCCAAAACAGACGACAAAAUGUUACAACCAGAUAUUUAAUUGAUGUGCUACAGAUAGCUGUGAAUAGGAAAUGUUUCGUUUUUACCAUCAUAUACUAUAUACAAUUCAAUAAAGAACACAAUUCGGAAAGGUUAUAAAGACAAUAACCCAGCAAAUUAAAACUCACUGAGAAGAAUAUUGCAACUUGAGUUGAACCUGGCGGUGAUCUCGCUCGCUUGGUCCAAUUUCAAGUUCUACCGUCAAUAUUCGGCUAGCAGUGAAAGAAUCACCAAGCAGACCAAACUUCUUGACCAUUAUCAAUGUCAUCUCACUGUUGUACAUAUGAGCGGUUCCGUUUCGAUGUACUAAUCGAUGUUGAAGCAAUUACAUUUUCAAUCGGGAACGCAACGGAUAAAUCUAGCUACAUUUUGUCUGUAAUUUUAUCGAUUGCCUGUUUCCUUUGUUGAAAAUUCAUCGAUUUAUGGCACCAUCGAAUGAAACUUUGAAACAAUCUUGCUUGUAGCAAAUAAAAUUUAAGAUUUUGUACGUUUUACUUCUUAGUAGGAAAAUUAUAAAUUUUCCAUGACUGUUACUUUUACUCAUCUCUAUUCUUUUCAUGAACUGAUACCGCUUUUGCAUACCUACUGUUCUUCUUCUAGGAUAGACAACCCGCUAUCCAUAUUUGUAUGAAGUUAUCAAUUUAGCACAAACUUUCAUUGCAUUUUUACCAGUUCGUUCACAUUCCUUUUCGUAUCUUUCCUGUAAGUCCAAGCUAGAUAAUAAUUGCAGUCCUCUCUUCAGAAACAAAUAUGUACAUUGGCAAUUGAACACAGGCUACGACGAGAUGGUGUUCGGUUAUUUUAUUGUUUUUAUGUAUUUUUUUUUUUUUAUUCAAGCCAUUACGGACAAUUUCUUAACCUGGAGUUAAUUUAUAAACCAAGUUUUAGGGGAAGUCAACACCUGACACCUGACACCUGGCCCUGAUUUAAGAGUUAAGUGCAGGAGAAGAAAUUGGCCCAUGGAACGUUUUAGAUUAUAACAAGUUAUGAAAAAGGCGAGUAUACGGGAAAGGCAAAACAUAUUUUCCAAUCACUAGAACGCUACCCAAGUCACCACCAACCCCGUUAAUAGUCCGAUAAGGGUCCUUUUUGUAAUAUAAGGACAAUAUACGGCUUUCAGUUUUUAUAUUAGUCAUAUUUCACGGCAUAAUAUUGCAUUACCGGAAUGAUGGUUACUUGGGUAGGUAGAACGUGCACCUUCUCCGAAGCAAAACUUUUUUUUUCUAUUCCCUUAUUCUGUUUCAAAUUGCCGCAAAGCAGUAACACAACAUUUUCAGUAAAACCUGUGGUCGUAACCGUGUUUUCCCGGUGUUAGCGAAUAGUCAUUUCUUGUGAUAUUAAUUUUAAUUUCCCUAGGACAGAGAACAAAACAAAUGCUAUACACCCACACCCAUGUCCGUGAACUACUGUAACGUUCGGUUAGAGCAUCGCUAUAUACCUACACACUCACGUAUAUCUGUACAAUUGAGCAAAAAGACUCUUUAUGGCGUAAAAAUCAGUGAGAAAAUCUAGAGCAAACAAAAUCGUCUGCGUUACAAACGAAAGACUUUUAUUUUAAGAAGUUAGCGUUCGAAAAAAAAAGAGAAUCCAUCAUGUAUAUUGUUGUAGAUAGUUUGUUGUAAAGGUCUUUUACUUUCUAACAUUUGUGACUAAAAAGCAGUUUUAUUAUCACAAUUCUUGGGAAUGCUAGUUGUGCAUUUAAUUGGGAUCGGAAAAUUUAGUUUCGAUUGAUAGUUUCAGUAAAAUCGAAUGGGUUCAUUUUAGCCAUGGUUAAAAAAAUCAAAGGGUACAUAUUAAAAGAAGCAAAGCAUAACGAAUAGUGUCUGCAUUAAUGCAACGUUCAACGGAUGUUAAAAAAAGUAAGAUUUACCAGAUUCAUAUAUUUACCAUUAUUGCAAUUAUUGAAAUAUUCGCAAAAUCAAUACAAAUGAAAACGAGAAACACAU
Ochlerotatus camptorhynchus is the source of this 7244-nucleotide messenger RNA. Its product is annotated as bridge-like lipid transfer protein family member 3B. The record is from RefSeq and is a predicted model, not a curated record. The transcript has 16 exons. Lineage: Eukaryota; Metazoa; Arthropoda; Insecta; Diptera; Culicidae. Bases 345 to 4862 code for a protein of 1505 amino acids.